AGUGUCAGGUCCUCGAACUCGAAUCUUUUUCUUACAUUUCGGAAUGAUUUUUGUUUGUUUUUUAACAAAAACCAUAAAUUGUUGUAAAUAAGUUGAUAUAAUAAACCGUAAUUAUAAUUAAGAGUGUUUAAGCAACUUCGUCGUUAAUCGUUUAUUCUGUAUAAUAGUCUAUAUGAACCUUCAAACACUUUUUAACUACAUACCGCCCAUGUUAUCAUACUUUCUAUGACCCAACCCAGAAAAUUUAUAGUAAAAAUUAUUUGGAAAGAAUAUAUUUUAUAGCAGUAUUUUACUUUAACUAAGAGAAACUAACCAAUAUAGUGUAAUUAUGUCAUCAGGUCGCCCCAUAAAGUGUGUUGUUGUAGGAGAUGGAACAGUUGGAAAAACUUGUAUGCUUAUUUCAUACACUACAGACAGUUUUCCUGGAGAAUAUGUACCUACAGUGUUUGACAAUUACUCAGCACCAAUGGUAGUAGAUGGAAUUUCUGUCAGUUUAGGACUAUGGGACACAGCAGGACAAGAAGAUUAUGAUAGAUUAAGGCCACUAUCGUAUCCACAGACAGAUGUGUUUCUAAUUUGUUUUAGUGUUGCCUCACCAUCUUCUUUUGAAAAUGUUACAUCAAAAUGGUAUCCAGAGAUUAAACAUCAUUGCCCUGAUGCUCCAAUGAUACUUGUAGGAACAAAAAUAGAUUUAAGGGACGACAGAGAAACUCUUAAUAAUCUAGCUGAUCAGGGACUCAGUCCUAUUAAAAGGGAGCAAGGACAAAAACUAGCAAACAAAAUUAGGGCCGUGAAAUACAUGGAAUGUUCGGCAUUAACGCAGCGCGGCCUUAAACAGGUAUUUGACGAGGCCGUUCGGGCUGUUUUAAGGCCCGAGCCUCAAAAGAGACGUCAACGUAAGUGUAUUCUAAUGUAAUCAUAAGUUAGUUAUUUUGUACAUCAUAUUUAUUGCAAUUUUUUUGUUUAUCUUUUUUUAUAGGUUGUUUUUUCUAACUUACUUUUUAAUCAUCGAAUAUCCACUGUGUCUUACUUUAUAAAAAACUAACAAGAUGAAUCUUAUACUUUUAAUUCAGUACUAAACCUAAUGCCAGUACUAACGUAAUGAGCUCAUUUGGUUAUGUUUUUGUUUUUUAUACUGUUUAGUUAUAUUUAUGCUGAAAAGGCACUGAAACAUUUUACAGGAUCACUUAAAAGAAAUCAAUAUUUGAACUGCUUGUCCUGUUUCUCAAAAGAAUAUUAAAAAUAUGAUCAAAAAUUUAGAAAGAAAAAUGUGGGACUAUUGUUGAUUGGACUUAAAUCCAGAGUUUGGUGGAUCUCAAUACAUUGAUUUUUUAUGUCACAUGCUUUUACCAAUUUUGAUGAGUGUUAAGAAUUGUUAUCUCUUUAAUUAAACAUAAAAUGAACUAAUUUUAUUUUGCAAAUAGAUAAAGAGUGCUAAGAAUUUAGGUUUUUUAGGCCAGCAGUUUUCCUUGUUAUCAUUUUCACUGUACCAUUAAAUUAUUUUACAGACACUAUAUUUUGUCAAGACACUGUUUGCAAAUGUCAUUUUAUGAAAACCAUUCACCAGCAUUUUUGUUAGUUUAACCCAAAUUAUCUUUUGACAUAUUGACAUUUUUUAACAAAACUACAGAGUUAUUUUAAUUAAAAAAAAAAGUAAACCAAAGAAAUUGCCUUUUCGGCCUCCAGGUAUUUGAUCCCUAUGUUUUAUUGUUCGGAUAGCCUUUAUAGCAAAUAUUUGAUGAAUAAUAACUUAAUCAGUAUAAGGUGAAACAUUAACAAAGGAGCCUAUUAAAAAGUCAUACAGGCAAGCAUUGCAGUUUUAAAAUUAAAUCAAACCUAGUUUAAAUAAACCAGGUCCAGAUACCUUCUUUUAAAUUUAUUUUUCACCAAUUGAUGCCUAUUUCCGAUUACUGCAAUAAAAGUCUAAAUUAAUAUGUACAAGCAAAAUCUAUUUGCAAAGUGCUUGUUAAUUGUCAGUUUCCGUCCGAAAUCAAAACAAAUUUAUAAAAAUGCCUUGCGCUGUAUGGCUUAAAAGAUAAAAAUUAUUUUAUUGCUUUUUUUUAAUGUAUACUGUAUACUCAAAAACUCUGUUACACUGCUUUAAUAAAACUUACUCGAAUAAAACUAUGGGUUUUUUAGCAUUUAUCAGGUUUAAUUAUGUAUACUCUUAUCGACAUAUUAUUAUAUUACUUCUAUUUUGGCACAGAAAAACUAUUUGCUGCUAUUUAUACCAAACACCCCUGAAAUUAUAUCCGUUUUUAAUGCCGGGUCGAGACCAAUCAGACAAAAAGUAAACACACGUUUUUGAAACAGUCCCACAGUAUUUCGACAAGAAAUCAAACAUUUCAUACUACAAAAGCAAGAGUGAAACAAAACUCAGUUCAUGUCAUUAAUAGCUCCUUCUGACUUUAUUUAUCUAUUAUACAUCCAACUGAUGUCGAUUCACUAGCUGGUAUGUUCUGAUUUAGUGGUUGCGCAUAUGACGUUCCUAUUUUCACCAGAAAGAAGAUAAAGUUUAAUAAUGGCAGCCAGUACAUUUUUAUUUAGCUGCAAAAAAAAUGUUAACGUUUUUAGGUGAGACUACUGUUUGAAAAAGAAAGAUACAGUUGCGGUUAUAUGAGUAGCACAUUUUUAUUAUUAUAUAUUUUUUUAACCCUCAGCUACUAUCGAGCAAUUGUAAUUACACUGGUACUAUCAACGGGUCCCCAGGACCCACUACAUGAAAAAAAUAAAAAAAUGCAAAAAAUCUUAAUUUUUAUUACCGAAAAUAGUAAAACAAACCUACUAGCAUAAAAAAAUAACAAAUCUACUCAUCUAAACAUUUAGGACAAAUUUUUUUGCAACACUGAUUACAAAUUGGUGUUUUGCAAACAUCACAAGUAAUGGCUGUCUUUCUGUCCUUUUUGGCGGGACAAAUGCUACAUCUUUUCUGUUUGCCCUUGAUUGUAGGUUCUGUGACUACCUCUUCAACUGGAAUUUCGAUGUGCAAAAUAUCAGCUAUAAGAUUGCGGAUUUUCAAGGGACCUUAGGGUUGUCCAUUCUAGAACGCAAGUGUUCGUCAAUUAACAGCAUUCCAAGUUGUUUGAUGAAGUUAUAUCGUGGAAUUUCUUCACCACCUUUUGAAAAUUGGUAUAUUACCCGAGAAUUGACACUGGCAAUAUUUAAAAUGGCAGGAAAAAUGGCUACUGGCCACCGAUUUGUUCUUCUCGAUGUUGAGUAUAAUGCACACUUUGCAUCUACUCCUGAUUUUGUUUUGUUAUAGAAAUGAAUGAUUUCUGGCUUUAGUGUAUCCUGGUUUAUUGAAGAGCUGUGGUGCAUGCUGGAAAGUAAAAUGACACUUUUUCCUUUUUUUGGUAGGUGAGAGACUAUGGUAUUAGAUGAAGAAAAUCCAGAACAGGUCUGUUCUUAUGAGGCAAAAAUUCAGGAGGUAUGGCUCUUUUAUUUUUCUUUAAUGUCCCAACAUAUGUCAAUUUUUUGUCUUUAAGUGCUUCAAGAGGUUCAAUUGAGCUAUACCAGUUGUCCCCAGUUAUAUUUCUUUUAGUGCCUUCAAUACACUGCGCUAGUCGUAAAACAACUCUUGUUGGAUUGCAUAGCUUAGAUUUCGGUUCAACGGUUUUUAUUUCAGCACCGGAAUAUAUUUCUGCAUUCACCAUAUAUAAUUGUCUUUGAGUCUUUGCGUGUAUGAGUCUUUGCGUCUGCCAAAAUUUGAACUUUAAUGCCAUAUUUGGCCGGUUUGUUGGGAAUAAACAUUCGAAACGAACAUCUACCCCGAAACGGUAUUAGCAUCUCAUCAACUGUUAGAUAAUAUCCGGGGCUAAAGGAUAACUUAGAAUUUCUUACAAAUUCAUCAAAAAGCUCUGAUAUUGCAGCCAAUUUAUUUGUUUUAAUCCUUUCUUUUUUAGAGGUAACAUCAUUAAACCUGACACAACUUAAUAGAAAUGAAAACCGAGCAAGGCUCAUUGUGGCUCGAAAAAUAGGACUCCCAGUUCCAUUUGUCGCUCACAUUGAUCUAAUGUCCUCCAUGACCGGACUUAAAAAUUCCUUGUAAAUAUAAGAGGCCCAAAAAUGCUCUCAUUUCGGAUAAGGUGGUAUCGUUCGUAAAUGCAGGUCUACAUUUUUUUUUUUAAAUAUGGGUAUCUUCGAAACUUUCGAUAUUUUUCUCGACGCAUACCUAUUUUUAUAUUAGUAUAAGUAACUACUUUUUUCAGCAUAUCAUCAGUUAGCAGUAAACGCCAAGCCUCUUGGGGUGUUGACGGAGGAUCAUUUCGAGCAGUCCCUCUAAGUCCUGGUAAAACAGUAAUUAAAUUAUGAGCUGCCGUGUGCCCCCUUAUAAUUGGUGUUUUUGACCAUUUGGUGGAAUCUUUCCCAAUACCAAGCAUUUCUAAUUGGAAGCUCUUCUUCGUCCGAGUCUGAAAUCUCUUGCUCACUGGCAGUGGUCGCUGAAAAUUUCCUCGUCAUCAUCCAGGUCACUCUGAUCGGCAAAGGUCUCUAGUUCUUCCAAUAUAGUAACUUCGUUCAAAACCGUAUUAUUCGGUUCAUCCUCCUGGUCGGAAUUUUCAUUCAAUUUCUUCCAACUGUUUCUUUGACAAACCUUGUGAACUGCACGCCAUUAUACUGAAAAUUAAAAAAUUUUACUUGAUACUAAUUUAUUCUGGAUGAAGAAUCUAUGAAAGGAAGACAUAUGGUGCAAAAAAAGCACAUGCUUACGAAUUCAUAUUAUUAUACCAUAUUCUUUUACUAUUUACACUCCCUGUAUAUAGAUCCUAUAAUAUUACAUGGCCCAUCCAUAUAAAUAUUAUCAAAUCCUUCAUUCAUUGCUUUAUACAAAAAAAAAACCUAAACAACCUAGAGAGUCCAGAACACCCUGUAUAUGAAAAACUUGAAAUAACUAUGUAGGUUAGUGUAAUAGUUUUGAGCCAAUUUUUUAACCCUUACCCGUAUAAUGUAGAACAAAAAAAUCACCUACCUGUACAAUAUUCAAACACUGAAAAAAUAUCGCCUUGUUCUGACACAAACUAGGAGAUAAAUUAUUAAAACUAUGUUCACAAAUUCACUACUGACAGGUCCUGAGGACCCAGUCGACCUACUGCUCAGCACCGCUAAAUCUGACUGACGCGUGUUUACUUGCAUUGCGAAACAAUUCAUAUAGUAGGAGAGUACAGGGACGGGCAACCCGCAAAAAUAAAAUUCCUAAGAAAUAUGACAAAAUAAAAAACUCGUUGGGUCCUCAGGACCCAUUCUUAUCCCUUUCUCUCCCAGAAAAUUCUUAAUACUUUGUGGGAUAACCUUUAUUUUUAAUCACUGCUUGCAAUCUGGAUGACAUAGAUUUCACUAAAGCUUGGCAAUAGCUAUUUGGGAUACAGGACCAAACUUCUUUUACAUUCACCCACAAUUCCCAGAGGUUCUCGAUAGGUUUCAGGUCGGGACUUUGAGGUGGCCACUAAUUCUUAAUACUUUGUGGGAUAACCUUUAUUUUUAAUCACUGCUUGCAAUCUGGAUGACAUAGAUUUCACUAAAGCUUGGCAAUAGCUAUUUGGGAUACAGGACCAAACUUCUUUUACAUUCACCCACAAUUCCCAGAGGUUCUCGAUAGGUUUCAGGUCGGGACUUUGAGGUGGCCACUAAAAGUGGAUGAAUGUUUUGGGUCAUUAUCAUGCAUAAACUUGAAAAAUAGUUAACUGGAAAAAAUUCGUCAGCAUAUGGUUCCAUAAUAUUUUCUAGGAUCCUCUUGUAUAAAAACUGAUCCAUUUUAUAAAGAGGACAAAGUUCCCGCCAUGACAUUGCUCCCCAAACAAUAAAAGACCCACCGCCAUUGUUUAACAGUUUUUAUAGUGUAACGUGGAUGAAGAGCUUGGUUAGGAGGACAUCUUACAUAACAUUUUUCAUCGGUUCCAAACAAAUUAAUUUUGGUUUCGUCGCUCCAAAGUACGUUUUUCCAAAAAUUUAUAUCUUUUCUGAGCAAAUUUUAAUCUUUUCUAAAUAUUUCUUUUUGACACCAAUGGUUUCCUCUUAGCAAUCCAUCCUCGAAAGUUGCCCUCUUUUAAUCUUCGCCUAACAAUUCUCACUGACAGUUAAUGUCAUAACGAUCCAAGAUUUCCCUUCUUAUUUGAGAUGCAUUGAAAAAAGCAUUCUCACUAUGAGUUUAUCAAAAGUUUGGGAAGUUUUUCUCUUUCUAGAAGCUCUUUUCUUAUUUUGUAUGCUCUUUGAAGAUUUAUAUAGCUUAAAAGCAUUGUAUAAUAGCUUUCUAGAACAUUUUAGAUUUUGGGCAAUUUUGGAAACUGUGAGUCUAUUAUUUUUGAGCUGUACAAUAGUGCUCUUCUUUCAGGUCCAAAGUGCUUUUUUCUACCAACUAAAAAAGAUAGGGGAGACCGGGGUUGGUUGUUACAAUUUGAAGAAAAAUACUUGUAAUUUUAUUUUAUUGAAACUUUAUGAACAU
Anthonomus grandis grandis is the source of this 6436-nucleotide messenger RNA. RefSeq names its product ras-related C3 botulinum toxin substrate 1 (gene Mtl). Lineage: Eukaryota; Metazoa; Arthropoda; Insecta; Coleoptera; Curculionidae. Bases 329 to 916 code for a protein of 195 amino acids. The transcript has 3 exons. Gene Ontology annotation, molecular function: GTPase activity; GTP binding. Gene Ontology annotation, biological process: small GTPase-mediated signal transduction. The record is from RefSeq and is a predicted model, not a curated record.